Notothenia coriiceps (black rockcod) is the source of this 731-nucleotide messenger RNA. Its product is annotated as laminin subunit alpha-4-like. NCBI's taxonomy places the organism in Eukaryota, Metazoa, Chordata, Actinopteri, Perciformes, Nototheniidae. The transcript has 4 exons. The coding region runs from base 133 to 663 and encodes 176 amino acids. The record is from RefSeq and is a predicted model, not a curated record.
AGAAAGGCCAAAUGAAUGGGCUGUGAUUUUAGUAUUUUUAAGCAGAGGUCAAUCAUUUGUAUGGCCCUCAGAGGAUGUUGAAAAGUUUGAAAUGGCCCUUGAGAGGAAAAAGGUUCCCCACCCCUGCCUUAAAUGGAUAAGGUACCCAGAAUUCACUUCCUCUUGCUCCUCUCAGAUGAGACUUUUGACCUCGGGUUGAGGUUUGAGCUGGUGAUGGAGCUGCGACCCCGGGUGCCAUCUGGGAUGCUGUUGCAUGUGAAAACAGCAGAGGGCGAUUUCACAAUAUUCCUUGAUCAAGGAGUGGUGGUGGUUCUUGUGAAUGAUGGGUCUCAUGAGUUCUUCACAAAGGUGAAACCAAGACAGAGUCUGUGUGCUGGCCACUGGAACAGAAUCACUGUGAUCCGUGAUGCCAACGUUGUCCAGCUGGAUGUGGAUUCUGAGGUCAACCAUGUGGUUGGACCUCUGAACCCCAGCUCCACAGAUACCAAGAAGCCGGUGUUUAUCGGUGGAGCCCAAGAUCCCUUCCUCCCAGAGGGCAUUGCCACCAGGAAGGCUUACGUAGGCUGUAUGAGGAACCUGACCAUCAAUAACAGCCGGGUGAGCUUCAGCAAAGCGGCUCUGGUCAGUGGAGCGGUCAGUGUUGGAACCUGUCCAGCAGCAUAAACCAUCACUGAAACACAUGAAAAACUCUCGCUGGUUAACAUAAACAUUCAAUAAAAAAUUAACGAAUA